Diabrotica virgifera virgifera (western corn rootworm) is the source of this 3017-nucleotide messenger RNA. RefSeq lists its product as uncharacterized. The record is from RefSeq and is a predicted model, not a curated record. NCBI's taxonomy places the organism in Eukaryota, Metazoa, Arthropoda, Insecta, Coleoptera, Chrysomelidae. The coding region runs from base 328 to 2439 and encodes 703 amino acids. The transcript has 4 exons.
AGCGCUUAUCUAAAAGGGACCAAGCGCCAAAUUGCCAUUUCUGACCUAAAUAUAUCAACUACCUGAUAAUAUUAAACUUUGUUUAUCUAAAAAGUCUCAAACACCAACUGAACGUCAGAGACCUCUUUUGGCAAAGGUUACCAAGUUGCGUGUUAUGAAUUACAGGAAUCUGUUUAUCUCUAAACGGAUCCAAGCGACAAAAGAUUUAUCUUGUCGCUUGGAUUUCUUUUGACAUUCUUCAUUUCAAUCAUUUGGUUUUCUUUUGAUUAACGUGUUUUCGUAAACUGCUUCUGAUAAUCCUGUUUAAGUGGUGCUAAAAUAUAUAAAAUGAGCGGAAGAAGUGCUUUGAUUUUGAAUAUGGCCUUAAUCCAACCAGAUUGUGGAUUGGAUAAUGACAUAGAGACUAAACAGCCAAACAACUGUAUGGACGGUGUCAGAACAAAUAACCCCACUGUUGAUUUGCCACAGCCAUCCACCGAAAUUAUUUCAAUGACAACUUCGAUAAACAACUGUUUGGAAGCAAACUGUGCUAAAACAAAUAAUAUCGAAAUCCAAUUAUUAGAUUUGCAACAAGUGCCUGGUGAAACAGACAGUUCGAAAACUGAGGUUCCUUGUUUUACCGCCUCCAUUGAUUGUAUGCCAGACGAAGAUAAUGAGCUCCAUUUUACCGAUUUUGAAGACUCGGGUAGUGAAUUUGACCCGAAAGAAGCCAUAGCUGAUGAGUCUGACUCUACAGACCAAGAACAAGAAGACGAACAAGAAGACAAACAAGAAGACGAACAAGAAGACGAACAAGAAGACGAACCACAACACCACACUCGUCAAACAAGUCGGCCAAAGAAAGGAAGAGUUGCAAAAUAUCCCGGGCAGACUUUUAAAUCUAGAAAAAAAUUAAAAGACGGCAACAAAAAACACUACACCGUUAAAGGAAUAUUGAAGGAACCAAAACAAUAUAUCGACUUUCAGUGUAAAUGUACAUUAAAAUGUAAUGAACACGUUUUAUCCUCCAUAAGAGAAAAAUGGUUUCAACAAUUCUGGGGUCUUGAAUCCUAUAAUGCCCAAACAGCCUUUAUUGCUGCUACAAUAAAAGUACAAGGCAUAAAAAGAAAGAGAAACAUAGAAAGCAACAGAAGACAAAACACCAGGAUAUAUGAAAUAAAUAAUGUAAGGGUAUGCAGAGAUAUGUACAUACAGACGUUGAGAAUUUCUCCAAAAAGAGUAAACACUGCGUUAAACAAAAUCAAGGCCGGAAAUGUUAAGGACGAAAGGGGUUUUAAAAUUGGUGGGCAUAACAGGAUAUCACAAGAAAUCAAAAAUAAAGUUAUAAGCCAAAUAGCUAAAUUUCCUACAUAUAUUUCACAUUACUGUAGGAAUGAAACAGAUGCAAGAUUUUUGGCCACAGAUUUGACACUUAACAAAAUGUAUAACUUAUAUAAUGAAGAAGAAACUAAUGAUAAGAUCGGAUUCUCCACAUACAAGACAAUUUUUUACGAAAAUUUUAACCUACGGCGCAAACCCCCUGUAAAAGAUACAUGCAACGUAUGCGACUCUUUUAAUAUUAAAAUUAAAAAUAAGGAUCUUUUAGAAGAACAAUAUAAAUCUGAGCAUGAAAAUCAUCUACUAAACUCAAAAGAUGCACGCGAAACGAUGAAACGAGAUUUGGAGCAAGCAAAAAGUAAUCGUAAACUUGAAGUUGUAACAUACGAUAUGGAAAAGGUUUUGGGUUUACCGAAACUACCAACUAAUUUGGUGUAUUAUAAACGGCAACUUUCACUUUACCAUGAAGGAGUACAUGUAGGAUCAACCAACACACCAUACUGCUUUAUAUGGACAGAAAGUAUGGCUGGUCGUGGAGCUCAGGAAGUAGGAUCCUGCUUAAAAAAAUUUGUUGAUAAUUAUUUGGCUGAAGGAAAAGAACAACUAAUUUUAUGGUCCGACUCGUGCGGUGGGCAAAAUAGAAACAUAAAAAUUGUGUUAAUGUUGAAAGCUGUCCUAGAAACUCACCCUUCUUUAAAAACUAUUUACUUUAAAUAUUUGAUUCCCGGCCAUAGCUUCCUUCCAAAUGACACAGAUUUUGGGGAAGUUGAAAGAUCGCUAAAAUACCAAAUACGCUUGUAUACGCUUAAUGAAUUUAAACAAGUCUUAGAGAAUUGCUCUAAGAAAAAGAAGUUCGUUGCAUGUGAAAUGACGAAGGACGACUUCUUUGGCACUUCACAAAUUGAAAAAUCUAUAACUAACAGAAAAACAAAUAUUAACAACGAAAAAAUCAGUUGGCUUAAAGCUAGAGUAAUAAUGUUAGAUAAAGAUCAUCCUCAGUCCAUUUUUAUGAAAUAUUCUCACAAAGAGAGCGAAGAAUUUAAAGAAAUAAAUAUAAAAAAGAUUACCAAAGGUAGACCUUCCGAUAAUAAUAACAGUUUUUUUUGCAUCCAAACUUUUUAAACUCUAUCCAGACGGGAAGGAAUUAUCACAAAAAAAAAUUGCUGAUCUUAAAACGUUGAUGUCGUUUGUACCAAAUGAUGUAAAACAUUUUUAUAGAGAUUUAAGAGGUGCGAAUUUUGAAGAUGACGUAGAAGGAUUUGGCGAGACUAUUGACUUUGAUGUGGAAACGCUUAAUGAAUGUUGACAUGUUAUUAAAAAAGGUUAUAAUUGAAUGGUACGAACAACUACUUAUUAAUGUUCUGUUAUUUAAUAAAACGAUCCAAGUAAACAGUAGUUUUAUAUAAAAAGAUCCAAAUCCUAAAAGUAGCAUUUAAACAGAAUCACAUACAUUAUUUAGAUUUUAUCAAAAAAGAACCAAGCGCCAUUUCAUACUACAACAAAGAGAAAAACUAUUUUAUUAUAUUUUUUUAUAUAAGACAAAUAUCUAAACUCAAUCUUUCUCCUAAAAAAAUUGAGAAAAUUAAAAAAUAAUGAAAUGUCGAUUUUUAAAGCUGUUAAGUUUUUAAUCUUAUUUUACUCAAAACUGCAAAAUGGCUGUUGGUACCUUUUAGAUAAGCGCUAUCCAUUUGUAAACAACA